Molecule: messenger RNA, 1071 nt
Organism: Malassezia globosa CBS 7966
Lineage: Eukaryota; Fungi; Basidiomycota; Malasseziomycetes; Malasseziales; Malasseziaceae
Exons: 1
Coding region: 1-1071 (356 amino acids)
Source: RefSeq, a predicted model, not a curated record
AUGUUCGCUUUUCACAUUGCAGGUUUAAUCGCUGCCGUGGCCGCCGCUGCCUCGGCAGCGCCCGCACAGGUUUCGUCUUCGGGAUCUUUGACAUGGGCGGUUCCAGGCACAGCACCUGUGGCUACACCGCUUUCGUACACAGAGCCUGUGAGGAAGAAUGCCACGGGCUCAAUUGGUCCGUCUGUGACCCUGUACAGGCGUGACAAGUCCACCCCUUCGGAGGCGCCCGCGAUUUACUUCUCCUCAGGAUCUCUAACUUGGGCCGUACCAGCCACGGCGCCUGUGUUCACGCCGCCUUCGUACACAGAGCCUGUGAGGCGAAAUGCAACGGGCUCGGUCGUCCCAUCAGUGACCCUUUACAAGCGGGACGCAGCGCCCGUGCCUCCUCCGGCCUCGCCGACCCCAGUUGAUGAGGCUGCUGAAGCUCCACCCUCUGCGCCAGCAUCUGUGCCUCCUCCCGCUUCGCCUGCCCCAGUCCGAGAGGCUGCUGCGGCCCCAUCCUCUGACCCAGCCCCAGUGCCUCCUCCCGCUUCGCCAGCUCCAGCUGAUGAGGCUGCUGCGGCUCCAUCCUCUGACGCAGCCCCCCCAGUUACUCCAGAUGCUGGUCUGCCCAAGCCAGCUGGCAAGUUUGUAGCGAACCUCAAGUGUACGGACUUCACUGCUGGCGGCGGCUUGAACAUGGACGGCAAGCCUGUAUCAGUGAACGAUGCUCAGCUAGUUGUCGGCGGACAAGCUGUGCCAUUGACAUUCCUUGAGUGCAACUCCUCAGUGAUGGGUCUCGAGUCCCAUGGUAAGCUGCAUUAUGGUCUUCUGUCGCCCAAGGGUCAGGAAAAGAAGCAGUGCAUCCGUCCUGCCUUCCUCGCCAAGCCUGAUCAGCACCUGCAAGUCCAAGACUGCUCGCUUACGGAUGACAGCUCCCAACUCACCCAGAUAUUUGAGUACAACGAGGAGACGAAGGGCAUCCAGUUUGCCGGUCGCGUCGCACCAGGCAAGUUCUACGUUGUUGGUCAGGAUGACAAGUUCGUGACUGUGUCUCCAAGCGGCGAGUCAAAGAAACUGUCGCUCAACUAA